Messenger RNA from Cololabis saira (Pacific saury), 2484 nucleotides. RefSeq names its product translocase of inner mitochondrial membrane 44 homolog (yeast) (gene timm44). The record is from RefSeq and is a predicted model, not a curated record. NCBI's taxonomy places the organism in Eukaryota, Metazoa, Chordata, Actinopteri, Beloniformes, Belonidae. Gene Ontology annotation, molecular function: protein-folding chaperone binding. Bases 12 to 1397 code for a protein of 461 amino acids. Gene Ontology annotation, biological process: protein import into mitochondrial matrix. Gene Ontology annotation, cellular component: mitochondrial inner membrane. The transcript is spliced from 13 exons.
CGGCUUUCAAGAUGGCGGCGCCCUUAUGUCAGUGUUACCAGAUGUGUCUAAGAAGAGGUGUGGGGGCAUUUCCGUCCACCUACUUGCUUCUUCCCAACAGAGCCAAUGUUUACAGGAUACAUGGACUCAUCACAAGCUCGGCACAGUUUCCCCAUUCGCCCCUCCUGCAGGUAAGAUAUUUGUCAGGGGAGAGGAGGGGUGGUAGCAGGAAAGGUUUCUUUGGGGAGCUUUUGGACAACAUCAAGCACGAGUUGAACAAGAACAAAGAAAUGAAAGAAAACAUAAAGAAAUUCCGAGAAGAGGCCAAAAAACUUGAAGAAUCAGAUGCGCUGAAACAAGCUCGAAGGAAAUAUAAAAAUAUAGAGUCAGAAACUGUGAAAACCUCAGAAGUUCUCAAGAAGAAGUUUGGAAACAUUUCUGAGACUGUGAAAGAGGGGCUGGAAGAGGUCAGCCGUACAGAUAUUGGGAAGAAAAUUAAAGAGGGAAUGGAAGAAGCCGCCAAAACGGCAAAGAGCUCUGCAGAAACCGUCUCCAAGAGUGGGGAGAUGUUGGGGAAAACUGGUGCAUUCAAAGCAAUAUCUCAGAGCAUGGAGAGUGUGAAGAAAGAGAUUGGUGACCUUGGCCACACGGGUCCUUAUCGGCCUCCAGAAAGACUCCGGAAGAGGAGUGAGUCUUCCUUCAAGGGUGCAGGGGAGGACAGCAAGGUCUUUGAAGCCAAUGAGGAAGCUAUGGGUGUGGUGCUUCACAAAGAUUCAAAGUGGUACCAGCAGUGGAAAGAAUUCAAAGACAACAAUGCAGUCUUUAACAGAUUCUUUGAGAUGAAAAUGAAAUACGAUGAGAGUGACAACGCCUUGAUCCGAGCAUCCCGCGCUGUCACAGAUAAGAUGACUGACGUCAUAGGUGGGCUGUUUUCAAAGACAGAAAUGUCUGAGGUAUUAACAGAGAUUUUGAAGGUGGACCCUUCUUUUGACAAGGAUUCCUUUCUCAAACAGUGUGAACGAGAUAUCAUCCCAAAUAUACUAGAGGCCAUGAUCCGAGGAGAGCUGGAGGUCCUGAAGGACUGGUGUUAUGAAGCGACGUACAGCCAGCUCGCACAUCCUAUUCAGCAAGGCAAGGCCAUGGCGCUUCAGUUCCACUCCAAGAUUCUAGAUAUAGACAACAUUGAUCUGGCCAUGGGCAAGAUGAUGGAGCAGGGUCCGGUGUUGAUUAUAACUUUCCAGGCACAGUUGGUCAUGGUGAUCAGAAACACCAAGGGGGAAGUGGUGGAGGGAGACCCUGACAAAGUGCUCAGAAUGAUGUAUGUUUGGGCUCUCUGUCGAGACCAGGAGGAGCUUAACCCGUAUGCUGCCUGGAGACUACUGGACAUCUCCGCCUCAAGCACUGAGCAGAUCCUCUAAGACUCUUUGACACUCACACACACUCACACACACUCACAGAGGAAGAGAACGCGCCGACCCAGGAGCUGGCUGGAAAGAUUGGACAAAGUGGAAGACGCGUAGACAGCUGCAAGUGCAGCAUUGCUCUUCUUCACUGCACAAACACUGUGGAUUAAUGUUGUUUAAUGCUAUAGGUGCCCCACCGCAUCCUUCUUUCUUACUUCACUUGCUUUGGAUUCGUCUCAUGUUUUUCUUUGAAUACCUGAGUUAUUCAGGGCCAUUCCUCUUGCUCACACUAGAGGGCAGCAGAUCGCCAAUGACAUCCUCCCAAAGUACUUGAAACAGCUCAGGCAAGACAGCCAUUGUUGGCUUAGUUAAAGGAUAAAUUAAUAAAGUAAUUUUACUUAGAUUCAUGUAUUUGAUUGUGACUGUGAGGGAAAUGCAGUGGAAAUCAAGGGAGUGGUAAAAGCUAUUCUGCUCAUCUGGUUGUCAGUUUCCUUAAAGCUUCUGUGUCAUUAGUUCAUCAUGUCGUGUUUCUCUUCCUUUCUGAAGCGUUGUCAGUUUAUUGGCCGGUGGGGUCGGUGCCAGUCAGUUUUUUCCAGUCUUUGUCAACAGGGAUUAUUGUCUUUUUUGUAUGAUGAUAAUUGUCAGAAAGUCUAUAUUUAUUAUCAAUAAUAAAGAUGAAUCAUGUGUUCACAUGAAAAAGAAAAACACCUUUGAAAACAAGUUUUAGUAAACUUUUUCAUCUUCUACCCUGGAAAAGGGUUGAAAUUGUGUUAAGUUUUGGAUGAGCUCAUGCGAUUCCUUCUAGGACAGUUGCUAAUAAUAUUUCUAAAUCCUCUAUUGGGAUUUUAGUGUUGGCUGUGAUAUCCCAUUUGGGAAAUAGGAGUGAUUUUUUUUCUUUUCUUUUUUUAAUGGUUACAUUUUCAGAGCAGAAAUGGAGCACUCAUUUGCUUCGAGUGAAACUGAGUUAUGUACUUAGAUGUAAGUACCCCCCCAUCACACGGCCUUCACGGCCGUCUUUGUCUGCGCUGUGCAAAGGAAUGCAAAGAUCUGACUGUUGAUUAACUUUCUUGGGCCAUAAAACAAUGUUUGAUGUCUAAAUUUC